Molecule: messenger RNA, 1224 nt
Organism: Laetiporus sulphureus 93-53
Lineage: Eukaryota; Fungi; Basidiomycota; Agaricomycetes; Polyporales; Laetiporaceae
Exons: 1
Coding region: 1-1224 (407 amino acids)
Source: RefSeq, a predicted model, not a curated record
AUGCUGGACGGCGUGAUCGCCGACGACGCCGCGCUGCUUGAAUAUGUCACAUUGAGGCUGCUCGACGCUGACGUCGAGGAUGCAGUGACGCUCGAGUCCGUCGCAUUUGCGCUGCCCGAGGCCGAUGUGGACGAUACGAUGAUGCUGGAAUCCGUCGCGCUGCUUGAGGCCGACGGGGAAGAAGUGAUCGUCGAGGACAACGCGCUGCUCGAAUCGGUCGCGUUCGUGCCUGCCGUGGAGGACACACUGGCAGAGGACGAGGUAGCCGAACUCGAGGUCGUAGAGCAGUCGCCGAUGAUACCCGCGAUACAGAGGCCUCCACUGGACGUCACGCUCGCCGAGCUUGCGCUGCUCGAAUCACUGGCACUCACACUGCUGGUGGCAGAUGAGAUUGUUGCACUGCUGGGAUCGACCGUGCUGGAUGUGGAAGACGCGACGCUGAUCGAGUCCGUCGCACUGGUUGCAGACGAGGAUGCAGAGCUGCUCGAGUCGCUAGCACUGGUCGCAGACGAAGAUGUGGCGCUAUUGAAGUCGGUCGCGCUCACACUCGCAGACGACGAAGAAGCCGAUAUUGUGCUGGAGGGACAGUCGCCGAGACCCUCGAUACAGAUGCCGCCGCUGGAUGAUGUCGCACUCGCCGAACUCGUGCCACUGGCGCUCGCACUACUGCUAGGCUCAGACGAGGAAGAGAUGCUGGUGGAAUCAGUCGCGCUGGACGUAAAUGCCACAGAGCUGCCAGAGGCCGUGGAGAUUGCCGUAGACGACACCGCGCUGCUAGAAUCAGUCUCACUCACACUUGCAGAUGAAGAGAUUACCGAGGAUGUGCUCGAGGGACAACCGAUGUCGAUGAUGCCCGGGAUACAUAGACCUCCAAUGGACGAUGUUGCGCUUGCCGAGCUGGUGCUGCUCGAAUCACUGGCACUCGCGCUGCCGGCAGCAGAUGAAGACGCAGUACUACUGGAGUCCGUCGCGCUCGUAGAGCUGGCGAUGCUAGACACAGAAGACGCGGCACUGCUCGAAUCCGUCGCGCUGGACGCGGAGGAUGACACGACACUGCUCACAUCCGUCGAGCUCGCACUGGACGGGGAGCUAUCGGAUGAGGAGCUCGACGCGCUCGAACUUGCAGCGGAGCUAGAUGCGGGCGUCGGUGAGCUUGCGGGCGUCGACGUCGCGGGCACCAGUGCCGUCGUCGGCACCACUCUGUUGAUGAAGCGGCUAAAGUAA